This is a messenger RNA of Phaedon cochleariae (mustard beetle), 3180 nucleotides long. NCBI's taxonomy places the organism in Eukaryota, Metazoa, Arthropoda, Insecta, Coleoptera, Chrysomelidae. The record is from the annotation of a GenBank genome assembly.
CUUGAUUAUUUCGUAUUUCGUGUGCAAGCGCGACUAAAAGCGGUUGAGUUGAAGCGAAAUACAGCAGAGAAUCUGAUUCCGUAAUUUGAUUUGAACUCUCAUCUCAUCGAUCAAACGAAUUUGAUAUAGUCUGAUAAAUAGGGGUGGGUGGUGUUUUCUGCGGCAUGUAGCUCGGUGGUAGUGCUAUCGAACAGAGUUUGUAAUGGAUGUGGGAUUUCUGAGGUUCUGAGAAGCAUCUAGGAUGCCAUGAGCCUGAGCUGAGCUGGUGAAGAUUUUUUCGUUUCUGAGAAAUAAGACUUUCAAGAUGGAUAGAAGAAAAUACUCCUCCUGUGUGAUACUAUGGGCUUUAUUAGCUGUAUUUUGUGGCACGGCAAAAUCAGGACCGACGAAAAGGCUCAGCCGCAUGGUGAGGGAAGUCUAUCCGGAAGUGGAUUCGGAAAACGAGGGAAAUCAAGCGCAAGUUUGCAUUGUUGGAGACGUAGUCUAUGGUACAGAAGAACCAGUCCCAGCAGAGCAACCCUGCUUGAAAUGCAAAUGCCAACCACCGGGAGUGCAAUGCGAGACCAUCCAGUGUGCUAAGAGACCUGGGUGCAAAGCUAUCCACAAACCAAACAAGUGCUGCCCUGACUACCAAUGUGAAUGUGAACAUCACGGAAAAUUCUACGCUAACGGGGAAAAACUAGAAACGCCGCCUGGCGGAGAAUGCAAAGUAUGCUACUGCAGGGGUGGAGAAGUCCAAUGUGCCGAAGUAUCCUGCUACAUCAGGAAAGACUGCGAAGGAAAACGGGUCCCUGGUACCUGCUGUCCCAAAUACGACCAUUGUCCCCCUAUCGAUCCCAUACCAGAAAGAUCACCCUACACCACUGAGAUAGUCUUGCCGAACAUAAACAAGAACCCAUACGAACUCUGGCCAAUGACAGGUCUACCUCCAAACGCCACCGAAAUUAUCUUCGAAAGAACAUCAGAUGACAUCCAAGAAAACAAGAUACCAGACACCUCCUACUACGAUCCAACCACUUCCAACUACAAAGCCCUAGAAGUGGAAGAUCUGCAAAGAGAAGCCCACGCGAAAAUAACGAUACAAGAAAUCAUACCAGAAAUCAAAGAAAUACCAGUCACUGCGUCACCCAGAGUAAGCACCGAUUUCCAAGGCACCUUGAUCAUCGAAGAGGAUUUCAUCAACAACUCUAACGACUUGGUGGUCACAGAUGCAGAGGCAGAGUCUAGUGAGGUCUCAGAGAUCUUUCAACAACCACCCCCCAUCCUCAGAAUCGGAGACAAGCUGUUGUUUUUGAAAAAGGGGGAGUUGGUACCUGAGAUAAACGCCAGUACCCCUAGCUCCGUGAUAACCAUAAUAGGGGCCGAGGGACUUCAAAGAGGAUUCGAGGAGAGCUCAGAAUUCCACGAGGGCAAAGAAGAAAAUCAAACGGAACCUGCACAAACUAGCAUAGAAGAUAAGAAGGCCUUGGAGCUAGCUGAUAGCGAAGACCUUAAUGUUCUCCUGCUGAAUACGGCUGCAAGCACGCAUAUACUGUCGCUGGUGAAACGAAAGAACCAAGUCACUACCACAGAGUCACCUUCUUCCACAGAAUCCACAACUGACCUGCUAGAAACCAGCUCAGACUAUAGUAGCACCUCUUCAAAUCCAAAGGAAGAAGUGAGUAGUACUACCGAGCCAGACCAGACACUGUCAGAGGAACCCAAGCAACAAGUUGAGAACAUCACUGCUGCUGCAGCGAAGCCCGAACAAACAGAAAUUCCAAAAGAACAUGAAAUCGUCACAGAAAUCAACCCAGCUUACCCACCGUUACCGGAAAUCUUGAGUCCUAACAUGGAAGACACCUCACAAAGAUUUGAAGUAGAUGAGAAUAAAACACUGGACAAUAACGGGACUGCUAGUAAGAUCUUCCCAGGGGUACUAGACAUAAGGAGCAACAAGACUGUACCUUCGAAUAUCACCCACAGCGAGUGGUUGAAGACCAACACGGAUACCUUGGUGAAUCUGAGGGCAGUGUUGCCUGAGGAACUAUUGAUGCAGCCAGCACCAACAGAUAUCGAAGACACUGAAUCCACAACGAGUGGCUCAUCUGCAUCAGUCGAGAGCUUGGAAGAAACUAGUGAAGAGAGUAAAGAGUUGACUACUCCGAAAGCUAAGCAUUCUUCUAUUUUGAACAGCGAAGAUGCUAGCGUGGAAGGCAGCAAGGAUAGAACAGAAGCGAACGAUAUGGUUGAGGAGAAAGAGCUUCCAGAAGAUCGCAACAUCGAAACAACGACACCACAUACUAAGGUGGCGAUUGACAAUGUGGAUGAAAGCACGAAGAAUCAAACUAGUUUCAAAGACACGGAUGUUGAAAUUAUAGACACUACAAACCUUCAGAAACCCAGUAUCGAAAAAAUUUCUUCGUUGGAUGUUUCAGUAGUUUCUGGUCCUGGAACGCCAUUGAAGAUAAUCAAGAGAGAGAACUCAGGAGAAGACCGAUCUGAAGAGGAAGAAGAAACUGAUGAGAGUCAGAGUGAGGAUGAAGCUAUCUUUAAGGACCUGCUUGAGGAUAUUAGUACUCCUAGAGCUUCUAGGCCUUUGCCUAUGAUGAGCUCAGAUCCCAAACAGAAAUACGGCAAUGCAUUAGCUCAAUUUUCUUUGAAGGACGGUUUUUCAGAUCCUAGUGUAAUAGGGUUACUAGCGAGGUAUAUAAGUGAGAAUAAGGACAUUAUGGAAUGAAUAACUGAUGGAGUAUAGUUCGAUGUAUAUCUGUCAUUUUCGAUGUGAUUUUUGCCAAUAUAUUGCUGGGACGAUGGAAAUUAAUUGGUUAUAAUAUUUAUAAUGUGCUGUAGCUUCAAGUUGGAUUGUCUUAUUUUGACUGUCAUGGCAAAUUGAGAGUUGAGGUAGUCUAUGAUCUUAUACAUAUUGCCAGUAAAUGAAUAUAGUCAGGUGGAGCUGAAGCCAUUUCCAUUUUCAGAUAAUUGAAGUUCAUGAUAUCGAUCAAAUAAGAUUGAAUUAGUGUUAGAAGUAUAAUGAUAUAACAUUUUCAUUCAUUCCCUACUGUGUAGACUCCUGAUAUUUAUUUAUAGGUUUAGUUAUAGCAAAACCAUCAGCAUGAAGGAAUAUUUAUAAAAAAAUUGUUUUUAUCUUUGUUACUAGUUGAUUAUCCAUGUAACGAAAUAAAUGAACACUUUUAUCGA